This is a messenger RNA of Pecten maximus, 1528 nucleotides long. RefSeq lists its product as uncharacterized. NCBI's taxonomy places the organism in Eukaryota, Metazoa, Mollusca, Bivalvia, Pectinida, Pectinidae. The transcript is spliced from 5 exons. Bases 184 to 1434 code for a protein of 416 amino acids. The record is from RefSeq and is a predicted model, not a curated record.
UAUACGUUAAGCUGACAUUUUAUUAAAUAACAUUUGGACCAACUGCUUUAGAAAACAAACUGAUCACCAUUGACAUAACCGAGCUAAGGAGAGGGUAUUCUCAUCAGUGUAUUAACAUUUCUAGCGCGAAUAAUGAAUGAUUUACCGUUUGUUAAUACAAGGCUUUGCUUUUAUUGAAGGGUCAUGGUGUACGGUUCCGGUCGCUUGCGGAAGCCCCUUUCCUUUGGAAUGUGUUCAGUAUUGAGCGCAGUAUUUGGUUUAUUUAUUUAUACAGUUCUAGCAUAUUCCGAAUAUAUAAAACCUAUAUCGAUGUACAGUUACGUCCCGUCACAAGAUUCUACAUUACUUUCCGUGUUUUCUGCUGUUAUUGACAUUGAAGAUGAACACAAAGUUACAUUAAAUGUCUGGGAUGGGACAAGGGACAUGGACUACAAAUGUUGUAUUUUGAUUUCUAAUGCAAAAUUAGUUCAAGUUUUAGCGAAACCACUAGAUUCUGCAUACGAGGAAAACGUUAUAUCUGCUCGACAGUAUCGAUGUUCCUUUUCCUCACUAAAAGGUCAUGUGAUCUCCGUUGCUAUGAUACCGGCUUCUAAAACAUGUACGAUGAGUGAACAGUUUACAAACGUAAUGUUUCCUUCAAGGCCAAAAAUAGUCAACAGUUUUGUUAUCUAUUCUGUGUUAACACAAGAAGUACGUCCUAUUCAGCUGAUCGAAUGGCUAGAAUACUAUAAAUCUACAGGAGUAGACAAAAUCUACCUGGUUCUCCAGCUUCCGUAUGCACAGCUGAUGACAGUGUUAUCAUACUAUUCACGAAAUGAUUUCCUAGAGAUAAAGGAACUACCUUUCCCACUACCUGGUAGAUCACAAGAUACCGUCGAUCGCAGUUUUACGACAACAAUGGACGACCUUAUCCAACGUCAGCUUGAUCAGGACAAACUCGUAGGAACAUUCCAUUGUAGGGAAUAUCUUCGUGGUUAUGGAUAUGCGGCCAAUAUCGACGUAAAUGAAUUCAUCUUAACAGAAAAAUGGAGAGUGCUAUUUUACUUUCUCGAGGAAACAUUUGAAAAGACAUAUCCCGACGCCGCAGCCGUGAAACUGCGAUAUGUACAAGAUUCACAUUAUAAGUCAAAUUUCAAAGGAAAAAAUGAUACAGAACGCAUUAAGUACAAGAUCAUCUAUAUCCCUGGACAUGUGGAACCCACGAGAAGCGACCUGGUCAUACCACACACAAAUUACCAUGUGUACACGUUACCUGAAUAUAAUGGAGCUGUGUAUCACGUAAGCCAAUGCUCGGCAAUGUGGAUAAUUUGUAUCAGAAACCGUUCGCCAUCAACCAUGAAAUUGUACCGUUCAAGGACAGAAUUAGAACGAAAAUGUUUUGCUGUGGCAACUAAACUGUAUCUUAGUGCAUACAAUUUCAAACCACGUUAUUAAAAAGGUCACUCACACGAUUAACUUGUAAAUAAAUUAUUGAAGCCAUAAGAACCGAAUAGUGUGUGACUAUGCUCCCAUUCAGGUACAACAUCUU